AUGCUACCAACGACUGCGGGCGAGCCUACCAUCCGGCAGCUCUUCGAGCAUGCCCAGAUUCUGACACUGCGUAAUGCCUUGAUCAUCGCACCAAUCCUCUACGCAGCGUUCUAUCUAAUACACACCCUAUUCAUCUCCCACCAGCGCAAGAUCCCCGGACCAUUCCUCGCACGAAUAACAGGAUUAUGGGAGCUAAAAAAGGUGGUAGAUGGAGAUCUCCACAAAACAAUGGUCAAGCUGCACGAGCAAUACGGUCCCAUCGUACGCGUUGCGCCGAAUCGCUACGACUUCAACACGCUAGAAGCAACAAGAACCAUAUACCGGAUUGGCAACGCGUUUCCAAAGUCAAAAUACUAUGUCCCGUUCGGCUCGCAAGAUGGCCCGAAUCUGCUGAAUGAGCUCGAAAAUGGGCCGCAUGGUGCGAUGAAGAGACAGCUCGCGUCGCUGUAUUCCAUGUCGACGUUGCUAUCUUAUGAAGCCACCGUGGACAACCAGACGGCCAUCAUGAGGCAGAAGCUGGAGAAUUUUGCUGCGACGGGCGAGUUGGUGGAUAUACCCCAAUUCUUUCAGUACUACGCUUUCGAUGUGAUUGGCAUGAUUACUCUUGGAAGUUCCAUGGGCAUGAUGGAGGCGAAUACAGAUGUCAACGGCAUCUGUGCCGCGCUUGAUGCCGCCUUUCACUACACAUCUGUGACGGGGCUCUUUCCAAGCCUCCAUCCAUGGCUGAUUUCUCUGACGCGAGUGCUUUGCUUGCCGAUUCCUACGUCUCGAGUAGACGAUUUCGUUACGGAGAAGAUGGCGCUGCACUUGGACGAGGCUGCGCAAGUCGAUGGGUCCAAGAAGGGGGCAACAUUCCUGUCAAAGAUGCUUGCGUUGCGGAAUCAAGGCAAAGUUACCGACAGAGAUGUUCACGUCUGUAUAAGCAUGAACAUUGCAGCAGGCUCUGACACAACAGCCAUUAGUUUGAGCUCCAUCGUAUACUACUUAUAUACUAAUCCCAAGGUACUGGAGAGCCUUCGAUAUGAGCUGGAUGCUCAAUCGAAAGCCGGAAGACUGUCGGAUAUGGCGACUUACCAAGAAGCUCAGGAAAUACCGUAUCUUCUAGCUGUUAUCAAGGAGGCUCUGCGGCUUCACUCCGCUGUUGGCACACAACUGACACGCGUGGUACCCAAGGGCGGUUGCAUCAUAGAAGGACAUCAUUUUCCUGAGGGGGCCGAGGUUGGAGUUAAUAGUUGGGCACUUCAUUACAACAAAGAGAUGUUUGGCGAGGACGUCUAUGCAUUCAGGCCUGAACGUUGGCUUGAAGGCGAUAAGACGAACAUUGGGUUACCGGAAUCCUUUGCAUUCGGUCAAGGUUCCCGUUCCUGCAUCGGCAAAAACAUCAGCAUCCUGGAAAUGUCUAAAGCUAUCCCACAGGUAGUGCAGAACUUCGAUAUCGAUAUUUCCACUACGAGCACCCAAGCUUGGUCAACCAAAUGUCGUUGGUUCGUGAAGCCAGAGUAUAAAGCCCUGCUGAGACGUCGAGCAAAAUGA
This is a messenger RNA of Bipolaris victoriae FI3, 1533 nucleotides long. RefSeq lists its product as hypothetical. Gene Ontology annotation, molecular function: monooxygenase activity; iron ion binding; heme binding. The record is from RefSeq and is a predicted model, not a curated record. NCBI's taxonomy places the organism in Eukaryota, Fungi, Ascomycota, Dothideomycetes, Pleosporales, Pleosporaceae. Bases 1 to 1533 code for a protein of 510 amino acids. The transcript has 5 exons.